Chondrus crispus (carragheen) is the source of this 1068-nucleotide messenger RNA. RefSeq lists its product as hypothetical. Gene Ontology annotation, biological process: regulation of DNA-templated transcription. The record is from RefSeq and is a predicted model, not a curated record. The transcript has a single exon. Lineage: Eukaryota; Rhodophyta; Florideophyceae; Gigartinales; Gigartinaceae. Gene Ontology annotation, molecular function: DNA-binding transcription factor activity. Bases 1 to 1068 code for a protein of 355 amino acids.
AUGUCUGAGUCUCCAAUUGCAGAAGCACAGGAGACAUCAUUGGAUGGUCGUGCGCAACUAGGUUCACAGGAAAUAGAUGGCGGUUUGGACACCGCGGAGGACAUGGACCAUGUCUUCGUCGAUCGCCCUGAGGCUGAACAUCAGUCCGCUCAGAAAUCAUCCGAGGACCUGCCUGAUAACAGAGCCGAUCCAGACGAUGUCAAUACUGUCCAGCUUUAUACGGAAGAUCCAGGAGCAGGAAUUCGCAGCUCUUCAGAUGACCAAGUGGAGGAGGCCGAUCAUGUGGAGAUUGCUGGCACGGCAAUGGACACCACAGGACUAACGCCUGCACCUGGGCAGCAGCAACCGGCGAAUUCUCAAACAAAAACUGAUACAGCUGGGAGGGAUGCAAAGCCGCCACCAGAUCAGGCGUUGGCCUCUGCCUCUCCGGCUGCUGCAUCUUCUGCUAUCGCGACGUCGACCGUUCCUGGUAUUCAAAUCCCGUCAAGUUUGUCUGUUAGUGCAGCGCAGUUCACAGCAUUCGCUCCUUUGGCUGCAAAUGGGGCUCCCAUCAUGUCUCCCUCCAUGGUAUCAGUCCCAAUGACCGUGGGACGGCGUGCUGUCCGGAUAGCGCCGAUGGGAGUUCUCCCGCUUCCACCGCAGAGCACUGUGGCUACGAGUAUGGUGCCAGAUCUCACAAAUUCUACCAGUGCUGGCCUGGUACCUCCCGCUAGUGGUUCCGAGGGAGCAACCAUAGAAAGUCAUUUGAAUGCAUCGACUGGGGGCGCGGGAGCUAUUAUUGGUGAUAUGCCAAAAGGCAAACGUAGAGGAACUCCAGGUGGUUCCUCAACAAAUCCCGAGGGUAUGACCCCUGAAGAACGAACAAAACAGAAGCGCAUGUUGAGAAAUCGAGAGAGUGCUGCGCGCUCCCGGGAUAAGCGAAAAACAAAGAACAUUCAACUUGAGACCUCAAUAGCGAAGCACACCAAGAAGAACCUUAUGCUUGAAAAGGUUCUUCGCGAGCUUCAAGAUGUUAUUCGCUGCAUGCAGCAGGAGUUGAGUAAUCAAAACGCCCAGCUUUCCUGUUAA